AUGAGUGUCUUACAAGAUAGAAGACGAGUGCUCCCACCAGUAGAUACGAUACCUCUACAAUUCAAGGAAGAUGAAGGGUCCUCAGGGUCAAAAGAGACUACUAUUGCCCGAACGCGCACAAUUAGACCAAUAUUUAUUAAACAGAGUGUAGUAGCCAAUGCCAGUGGUUCUGCCUACCUCGAGGUGGAAGAUAUCAAGUUACAAUGCUCAGUUUACGGACCCAAGCCAAUAAGGGGAUCAUUUACACAACAAGCGGAUUUAUUAGUAGAAGCCAAAUUGCCCAGCUUAGGACAGGAUGCAUCCAACGAUAAAUCUGCGUCGAUUGAAAAAGAUAUCACUUCAUUUGUACAAACAUCAAUUACUCCCGGUAUUAUCUUAACUCAGUACCCUAAAAGUUGCAUUAAUAUUAUGAUCACAGUCAUUUCGGCUGAUCUCGAAAAUAGAAACUUCAAGUCAUUACUGGCUGCGGCUACUAAUGUCGCCAGUCUUGCCCUUGUGGAUGCUGGCAUUGCUCUCUACGAUAUAGUCACCUCUGCUUCAGUACUGUUGAGUCGAAAUGAGAAUGGGGAAAGUUUGUACUUUGAUCCAGAGACCCCACGAGAAUCAGAAGACAUCGAAGGGGUUCUUAGUUUCAUGACUGGUCAAGACGAAAGUAACAUUGUUGGAAUGUGGCUUGAUGGAGAGAACAUCACCAGUAAAAAUUUGACGACCCUGACUGAAUCUGCAAAGGAAGCUGCUUGCCAAAUUAGAACACUAUUUAACGGCGUUAUACUUCAAGAGUUUCAUGAUAAGGAACAGGAAGCUUCAAAUUCUAAAUAA
This is a messenger RNA of Sugiyamaella lignohabitans, 819 nucleotides long. It is a transcript of the gene MTR3, whose product is annotated as Mtr3p. Gene Ontology annotation, biological process: rRNA catabolic process; U4 snRNA 3'-end processing; poly(A)-dependent snoRNA 3'-end processing. Gene Ontology annotation, cellular component: nuclear exosome (RNase complex); nucleolus; cytoplasmic exosome (RNase complex). The record is from RefSeq and is a predicted model, not a curated record. Bases 1 to 819 code for a protein of 272 amino acids. Lineage: Eukaryota; Fungi; Ascomycota; Dipodascomycetes; Dipodascales; Trichomonascaceae. The transcript has a single exon.